AUGCCGUCCGCAGAUCUGGACAAGCAGCGCGUUGCGGACCAACUUCAAGGUCGACCUCAAGACGGCCCAGUCUCGUCCGCAAGCUCAACGUAUCGAGCGAUCAAGCUUGGUCUCCUCGCUAUCCUCCUUGCGCCGAUCUUGCUCAACCUGCGGUGGUUGCUGAGCGCCUUCGGCCCAGGCUCACGCAUGCCUGCCUUUUGGGUACGAAACUCGACAUCGAGCCAGACAGAAUGCUUCAACGUCCGUGGCGGGCCUUCUUUCCGCUUUUGCGAAGACAUCGAGUUCAUCCCUCGCGGCGACGGCGAGACGGCGACGGCGCUCAUCAGCUGUGAUGCGGGCCGAGCGCAGUGGAACACCGUCAUGGGUCCCCUGACCGAUCCCUUACCUCGUGGUCAGCUGUUCACAUACACCUACCCCACAUCGCCCUCCUCACCACGAGCAGGCGCUGUGCCGGUGGACCUGGUGGACUUCCCCCCGAACAGCACAUUUCACCCACUCGGCCUGUCCGUCCACCGCACCUCGACGGGAUUGACCCUGUUCGUGGUGAACCAUCGCAGCGAGUCUUCGAGCGUGGAGCUCUUCCGCCUGUCCCCGCCUUCGGGGGAGGGAAGGUGGCAGGCGAGGUGGCAAAGAAGCAUCGUGCAUCCGCUCGCAACGCACACGCCCAACUCGAUUCACGCGCUCGACGGGUCCAGCUUUGUGAUCAGCAACGACCACCUGUUCGCGCGGCGUCCGGGCCCAUGGAGUACACAUCUGGUGCCGCUGCUUGAGCACGUUCUGCCCCGCGUCACUCCGAGCUGGGUGCUUCGGCGCUUGGCGAGACCGGCGAGCGUGCGAUGGGUGGCAGCGCGACUAGCACAAGCGGAAACGCUGCUCGGUCUGCCAUUGGGCUGGGUGAGUCACGUUCACUUCUCCCUCGACGGCGACGAGGGCGAAGUCGUCGACGCGAGGGUCGUAGCGAAAGGCGUGCCCUUCGCAAACGGUCUCGUCGUCACCCAUGACACUCUCAUCGUCGCCUCGACAACCUACCCAGGCGUUUUCAUGUACGACAUCCACCCCAACUGGAACCUGCAGCUGCGCACAAAGGUCCAUCUGCCGUUUCGUCCUGACAACCUCGCUCUCUCCACCGGAAAGGGAGAAGAAAUGCUGCUGGCAACGGGUCAUCCGGCACCGUUCAAACUCAUGGCUAUGGCCCGCGACCCGAUGAGGAGGACCAGUCCGAGUUGGAGCGUCGGCAUUCGCCCCUCAGCUGGCAAGGAGAGGGUCGACGACGCCCCGCUACCGUCACAGCAGAUGAGCCUGUCGAGUAGCGAAGAGUGGAAUGUGAGGACGCUGUUCCAGACGACAGGGGAGCCGGUGGUCAUGGGUAAAGAAGAGGUGCGACUGGCCAGCAGCGCGAGUUCCUACUAUCAUACGUACGAGGAGGACGGAACUGGGACACUGUUGGUCUCGGGCCUCUAUGACGGGGUGCUCGCUUGUACAGGUGUGUCAACCUAG
Kalmanozyma brasiliensis GHG001 is the source of this 1497-nucleotide messenger RNA. RefSeq names its product Six-bladed beta-propeller, TolB-like protein. The coding region runs from base 1 to 1497 and encodes 498 amino acids. NCBI's taxonomy places the organism in Eukaryota, Fungi, Basidiomycota, Ustilaginomycetes, Ustilaginales. The transcript has a single exon. The record is from RefSeq and is a predicted model, not a curated record.